Messenger RNA from Microdochium trichocladiopsis, 813 nucleotides. RefSeq lists its product as uncharacterized. Bases 1 to 813 code for a protein of 270 amino acids. NCBI's taxonomy places the organism in Eukaryota, Fungi, Ascomycota, Sordariomycetes, Xylariales, Microdochiaceae. The record is from RefSeq and is a predicted model, not a curated record. The transcript has a single exon.
AUGGCGCCUCCAGAGUCGUCGCAGGACCCCUCACAGAGCGACGGGCAGCAGGCCUCGUCGUCGUCGUCGGCGGCCCCGGCCAACCCGGAGGUCCAGUCGGCCUACAACGACCUGCGCCGGCUGAUUCCCAUGCUCGCCUCGGAGCUCGACCAGCUCAGGGCGGCCCUGCGCGAGCACAACCUCUGGCUCCAGCGCUACGGCCACUCGGCCGCCGCCCCCUCUCAGGACCCCUUCACAGCCAACAACAACAACAACAACACCCAGACAGGACCACCAUCAGGGGGGGAUCAUCAUCCAGCUGCCGUGUCUCCAUCAGAGUUAAAUACAACUACAGCCACAAGUGCGUCUACCAACACCGCUAUAUCAUCAUCAACAGCAACAACAGCAACAACACCACAAACGCCAGCCGCCUCAGACCUCCCCAGCUACUCCGGCGUCCCCGAACUCCCGGGCUACUCGGCCUCCGACGUGCCCCCCUACACGGGCGGGCCCAACUCGGUCUCCCUCAUGGCCUCCUCGGCCUCGACCUCGACCCGCGAGGAGGUCGAGCACCGCCGCGACGAGCUGACCAACUGGCUGGCCGAGGGCGAGGACACGCUGCGCGAGUACUCGGCCCGCUUCGCCCAGCUCGGCGAGGAGCUCGGCGUCAGCCCCCCCGAGGACGUCCUCGGCACCUGGAACGAGGCCAGCCCGGACAACGCCCUCCCCGACUACGCGCAGGUCGAGACCCGCGAGGAGCUCAUGGUCGGCGGCGUCGGCGAGGUGCCCCCGCCAUACGUACGCGGCAUGGCGCUGGAGAAGGUGGCCAGCUGA